This is a messenger RNA of Triticum urartu, 726 nucleotides long. RefSeq names its product germin-like protein 9-1. NCBI's taxonomy places the organism in Eukaryota, Viridiplantae, Streptophyta, Magnoliopsida, Poales, Poaceae. Gene Ontology annotation, molecular function: manganese ion binding. The record is from RefSeq and is a predicted model, not a curated record.
AUGGCGCCAUCAUCUCGUAUUACUCUGCUCGUCCUCCUCGGUGUGGCCUUCGUCGCCCACGCCAGCGACCCAGACAUCCUCACGGACUUCGUCGUGCCCUCGGGCACCAACGCGUCCGUGCUCGACGGUGCCUUCUUCACCUACACCGGCCUCAUCGCCGACAACUCCGCCAACCCGGCCAAGUUCACCGUGUCGAAGGCCACCGCGGCCGAGUUCCCCGCGCUGCUGGGCCAGUCCGUCUCCUACGCCGCGCUCGUCUUCGGCCCCGGCACCGUCAACCCGCCGCACGUCCAUCCCAGGGCGUCGGAGCUGCUCUACGUGGUGCAGGGCCCGCUGAUGGUGGGCCUCGUCGACGAGACCAAAAACGAGCUGUACGCGCAGACGCUGCAGACGGGCGACAUGUUUGUGUUCCCCAAGGGCAUGGUGCACUUCCAGUUCAACGGCGGCGACCACAUGGCGCGCGCCUUCUCGGCCUUCGGCAGCGCCAGCCCCGGCACCGUCUCCCUGCCCGUGACGCUCUUCGAGUCCGGCAUCCCGGACGCCGUCCUCGAGAAGUCGCUCCACGUCGACGAGGCCACCGUGCAUGCGCUCGAGCACGACCUCGCGCCGCCCGCUCCCGCCCCCGCUCCCGAUUCCCCUCCGGCGCCCAAGAACGGUGCCGCCUCGCUGGUGCCGGCAUGCUUCUCGCUCCUGGUUGGCUUCGCAGCCGCAUUAUUGUUGCUUUGA